This is a messenger RNA of Pistacia vera, 805 nucleotides long. Its product is annotated as mediator of RNA polymerase II transcription subunit 9-like. Gene Ontology annotation, cellular component: mediator complex. The transcript has 6 exons. NCBI's taxonomy places the organism in Eukaryota, Viridiplantae, Streptophyta, Magnoliopsida, Sapindales, Anacardiaceae. Gene Ontology annotation, biological process: regulation of transcription by RNA polymerase II. The coding region runs from base 59 to 586 and encodes 175 amino acids. The record is from RefSeq and is a predicted model, not a curated record. Gene Ontology annotation, molecular function: transcription coregulator activity.
UUCGUAUUUAUUCGUGUUAAUCAAAUCCCGCGGUGACCUGAGAACCCCAGUUCCCAAAAUGGAUCCAUAUUCGGGUUCCGGGUCGUGGCCAAUGAUCCCCACCAUGCCGACCCACACAAACUCCCCUGCACCCUCAAAUCAAGACCAUCUACUCCUCUCCCCACAACACCAUCAACAACAAUUCUACCAACAACCUCAAUUUCCUCAACAACAGCAGUUUCAACAACAACCGCAGCUUCAACAUCGUACGCUUCAACAGCAGCAACAGCAACCACAACAGAACCAGCAUCACCAGUCACUCGCCUCUCACUUCCAUCUCUUGCAUUUGGUGGAGAAUUUAGCCGACGCUAUUGAGGAUGGAACCAGGGACCAGCACUCAGAUGCUUUGGUUAGUGAGUUGAACAAUCACUUUGAGAAGUGUCAGCAACUAUUGAAUUCAAUAUCAGGAUCAAUCAGCAGUAAGGCAAUGACGGUUGAGGGGCAGAAGCGAAAGCUGGAGGAGAGUGAACAGCUGCUGAAUCAACGGAGGGAACUGAUUAGCAAGUAUAAGAACUCUGUCGAAGAGCUUAUCAAGUCUGAGCCUUAACUGUUUGUCUGCAUUCUGACAUUGGUUUUUAUUUCAGGUUGUAUUCCGCAGAAAUUCCUGUUCAAAGUGAAGGCAGGAGUUUCCAUAUUCGUAGAAUAAGAUUGUUUCUGUAACUAUUAGUUCACUGAGAAAAAUAAUUUAUCUUCUUGUUUUCAUCCCUUACAUUCAGAUUGUACAACAUUUCAAGUAAUGAGAUCAGCUUAUAGCCCUUUCUUUUAU